ACCUAAUAAUUCUCCCCCAGCCACAAAACCGACAGAAGGUUCUCACAUCUCACAAUCACUUCCUCCCUUAACGCCAGCGACUCCCAGCCUCUCUCCUCCCGGCGAAACGACGAGCCGUUAGCAACUCAGCUCUAUCGUCACCGUCUAGCCACCCGUGCCUCGCACACAAUAACCCCUCUACUGGUCGUCUCAGCAGUCGUACGCCCUCCCUCGCAUGCCGCCGCAACUCUUCUGAACUAUCAAGCCCUUCUUCUGAGCGCUGCCGCAGCAAACAGGCAGCCUCAUCUCCUUCUCCGCCGCGGCUAGCUGCAAUGGAGGGAAGUAGAUGCGGCCAGGCGUAUGGGCCGGUCACAUGGGUGGACUUAGUCGCGGGAUGGGCAGCGGCGCAUGCGAGCAGGGGAGGCCAGGCCACAGGCUAUUAGUCGGGUCGCGGACGGGCCACAUGAGUGCAGGAUGUGGGGACUUGGGCGAGUGCGGAGCCGGUAGCGUGAGCGCGAAGCACGAGAGCCAUGAUGGGCAGGCGACGGACAUGCGGGGACGGGCCGCAUUAGGGUUCUGAGGGUGCGAUGUUGUGCGUUGAUGAGGAAGGUGUGGAGGUGGGAUAGGCUGAGGAUGCUGGAGUCGAGCUGCAGGAAUUGGACCAAGAGCGAAACGUGAUUGCAAUCAUAUACAAUGAAUUUCAGGAGAUAAGCUCAAAUAACUUGUCAUACAAGGCAUCUUAGCUUUGACAAAGUACACUGCUUAUAGCAUAUCUGACGAAGUUCUGCUCUUCCCCCAUCAAUGGCGCCAUUUGUGAGGUAAGCAUGUUUGUCAUGAUCUUUGAAUAAAAGAUCAAUAAUAAUAAUAAUAGGGGGAGCAAAAAUUGCAGAAAAGAAGAAGAGAUUGAACUAAAAAACGUUUGUUCUACUAAAGGUAAGAAACAAAUGCAUCAGCUCAACUCUGUAGUUUCUAACUACACUCCUCCUCAAAUGGAUGCUUCAAUGGGUCCUCCUUCCUACCCACCAGCCAGAACCAAUGGUUCAUUAGAAAACCCCUACAGGCCAACCAGGCCCGAUCAUGGAGAUUAUGAUAGGCGUGGAGUUCGCUUCAAAUCAAAGAACUAUUCUGAAGAAUGGGACCUCCCCUCUGCACAUCAUCAGAAUGGUGCAAUCUUAACAAUUCCUACCAACUUGGGAGCAUUUGAUGAAGUCUUCUUAAGAUGGGAAAGCAUCACCAAGAACCUUGUAUCUUUGCAAGGGUUCACCGAUAAUAACGAUAAAGCUGAAUUUAUCGAAAAUCUUCUUGGUGAAGCCGAAAAUCUUACAUGGAUGCAAUGGAGAAUGGCUUUCCCUAAUGAGUACCAGACAACUAUCAACACUGCUGACGGCAGAGAAGGUACUCAAAAUAUUAUCUCCCAAAUUCGAAGAGUUUUCAUGCUAGAAGAUCCUUAUCAAGGAUCUACACUCAUCCAAGAUGAAGCCUAUAGAGACAUUGAACGUCUCUCAUGCAACAACCUGAAGGAUGUACUCCAAUUCAUGAAUGAGUACAUGAGGAUAGCUGCAAAAACUGGGCAAAUGUUCACAAGUCCGGAACGUUCUGAAAAAUUUUGGUCUAAACUCCCAGGAGAUCUUGGAAGUCGAAUCAAGAUGGCUUUCGAUACGAGGUAUUCUGGUAAUCAGGUAGGGGUCAUCCCUAGAAUCUUGUUUACAUACAGGUACCUUGAAAAUGAAUGCAAGGAAGCUACAUUCCAUAGAGCUCUCAAAGGAUUACAAUUCUGUAAUCAAAUCCCUAUUCCGGGAUAUUACAAAAAGCCUGAAAAGAAAUACGGCAUACGGAGAUCAACUACCUAUAAAGGUAAACCACAUAACUCCCAUGCGCGUAUUGAGAAAAAGAAGCAUCUUAUUAGAAACAAAAACUGCAAAUGCUUCUUGUGCGGAGAAGAAGGGCAUUUCGCUCGAGAAUGUCCUAAUGACAAGAAAAGUAUCAAAAGAGUAGCAAUAUUUGAAGGUAUUGACAUCCCUGAUGAUUGCGAAAUCGUCUCUGUCGACGAAGGAGAAGCAGAAAGUGAUGCCAUAUACAGCAUCUCAGAAGGAGAAGAUGCUAAUGAAGCAUACACCAUACAGGAGACGAUCUGCUACUUCCGAGAGACAGACCGAACAUACUGGGUCGGAAAAGCUGAAAGUUGGCAACCAAGAGUUCAGGUAACUCAACGCCAAUAUGAAUGCCAACAUGAAUGGCAAAAAUAUGAGGAUAUCACUGAUCCUCAAUAUUUAAGGUGCCACUGCUGUAAAAGAGAAACGAACAAGAAAUUUAGGAUGCAUUGUCCUAAAUGUAAUCUCACCUCCUGCGGUAUGUGUUCUCCAAAUUAUUUUGAUACUGUUCUAACAUUACAAAGAGAUACUCCUGUACAAUACAAUCCCAGGAACCUAGUACUGGAACAGACAAAAUACAUCAAAUGGUGUGAAGGAGAAAUGACUCAAAGCUGUUCCACCACUUAGAGCCGCAGAACCAGAAGAACUGCUUCAACUACAGCUUGAGAACACAAGGCUACAAAUGGAAAAUGAGUAUCUACAAAAGAAGGUUGAUGAAAACGAACAUCUGCAAGAAGAAUGUUCAGAACUCAGGGAAAAGCUUGCUGAGAUUACAGCAAGAAUUGAAGAAGAAGCAAAUGUUCUAAUCCCUGAGACAUCACAGAAAGUCGCUGCUACUGAAGAUACCACGAAAAGGGUAACAGCAAAUAGACUUUUAAGGCUAACCGUUGAAUUUGACAUUCCAGGUGUCAAGACUUUCAAAGUUCUUGCUAUCCUUGACACGGGAGCAACCACCUGUUGCAUUGAUCAAUCCGUGAUCCCGCAAGAUGCCCUGGAACCAAAUCCAUUCCUUGUACACUUCAAAGGUGUCAAUUCAGAAACAACGGCUGAUAAAAAGCUUAAAGGAGGAAGGAUGGUCAUAGGAGACCAACAAUUCAGAAUCCCUUACACUUACGCUUUUCCAAUGAAAAUUGGAGAAGAUAUUCAAAUGUUAAUUGGAUGUAACUUCAUCAGAGCUAUGCAUGGUGGCGUACGAAUCGAAGGAGAUGAGGUAACCUUCUAUAAAAAUGUCACUACUAUACAUGCUAACAUUACAUCCUCCUGUAUUGAAGAUGAAGAAUAUGGGAUGGCACAAGAAAUCGAAAGAAUGAGUGCCCAUGAAAUACAAAUACCAGCUCCCUUUAAGAGACAAUUUGAAGGAUUAAUUAAACAAUUACAAGCAGCUGGAUACAUUGGAGAUAAUCCAAUAAAACACUGGUUGGCAAACAAGGUCACAUGUCAACUGGAUAUUAAAAAUCCAGACAUCACAAUAGAAGAUAGACCAUUAAAACGUGUGACUCCACAAAUGCAAGAGUCCUUUCAAAGACAUAUUAAAGCAUUACUGGACCUUAAGGUAAUCAGGCCGUGUCAAAGCAAGCACAGGACUACAGCUUUCUUGGCAUCCUCCGGUACCACUAUCAACCCAGUCACAGGAAAAGAAGAACGAGGAAAAGAAAGGAUGGUAUUCAACUACAAGAGGCUCAAUGACAAUACGCAUAAAGAUCAAUAUAGCCUCCCAGGGAUUAAUACCAUCAUCAACAAAAUAGGAAAUUGCUCUGUCUAUUCCAAAUUUGAUCUUAAAAGUGGGUUUCAUCAGGUAGCUAUGCAUCCUAACUCAAUCCCCUGGACAGCAUUCCUUGUCCCAAACGGUUUGUAUGAAUGGCUUGUUAUGCCAUUUGGACUUAAAAAUGCCCCUGCCGUCUUCCAAAGAAGAAUGGAUUACUGCUUCAAAGGUACGGAGAAUUUCAUAGCUGUGUAUAUUGAUGAUAUACUUGUCUUCUCCAAAAAUAACCAGGAGCAUGCUGAGCAUUUAAAAAUAAUGCUGAAAAUCUGUAAAGAUAACGGACUUGUUCUAAGUCCCACAAAAAUGAAGAUCGGGGUCUCAACAAUUGAUUUCCUUGGAGCAACCAUAGGCAACAACAAAAUCCAGCUCCAAGAACACAUCAUCGAGAAAAUCUCAGAAUUCCAGGAAGACUCCCUUUCAGAAACUAAAAAUCUGAGAUCAUGGCUAGGACUCCUCAAUUAUGCCUGGAACUACAUCCCAAACAUGGGAAAAAAUCCUUGGCCUACUUUAUGCUAAAGUAAGCCCCACUGGUGAAAGGAGAAUGAACGCACAAGAUUGGAAGAUCGUCGCUGAAGUGAAGAAAAUUAUUCAUAAUCUUCCUAAAUUAUCUAUUCCCCCCUUAAAUUGUUUUAUUAUCAUUGAAACAGACGGCUGUAUGGAAGGUUGGGGAGGGGUGUGCAAACGGAAACCCCAACAAUUUGAUAAUAAAAGUCAUGAGCAAAUCUGUGCUUAUGAUAGUGGAAAAUUCAAUCCUCCCAAAUCCACUAUUGAUGCCGAGAUUCAUGCUGUCAUGAACUCUCUUGACAAAUUCAAAAUCUAUUAUCUUGAUAAAAACCAACUCUUGAUCCGAUCUGACUGCCAAGCAAUCAUAUCUUUUUAUAACAAAGCUGCCCAAAAUAAACCUUCCAGAGUCAGAUGGAUCUCCUUCACUGACUUUAUCACUGGCCUUGGCAUUCCAGUUACCUUUGAACACAUCAAUGGGAAGGAUAACUCUUUAGCUGACGCAUUAUCUCGACUUGUUUGCUCACUUUUUGCAGGAUGGCAGCCCCCAACAACGAACUGGCUGGAACAAGUGGAGAAGGCUCUAAUGGAGUGCAUCACUCACUCCAACCAAGCAACAUACCAGCUAGCCACACUUAUCAUAUCUACACUGAGUACAAGCAAAUCCUGGACGAGUUCUUCACAAAAAUGGAGCAAGGAGGAAUCCGAAUGUCUGAAGCAGCAAUCCAUGAACAAAGGCUGCACCAACUUCAUCAACGGGCUAACCAGCAAGCCCUCCAAGGACUCAUCGAACUCCACAUGGUCCAUUCCCUCAAAACUGAAGCAUUCAGAAAAAGAACCACCCGUGACAACUAUUGGGGUGACUGGCUAUCAAAGGUCAAGUAAUUCCCGUUUCAGAAAAGUAACCUCUUUUUCAAGUUUAUCAAGCUUCUCAGAAAUUCUAUAGUUAUCACGAAUAUGAAUUCGAGAUGAAAGAAAGAGUCGGUCAAAAUUUACAGCUUGAUUGUGUGCAAGAUUCUUGUUUGAUAUUUUAUCAAAAGUAGAAAGAUCAAGAUAUUCAAGGUUCGAGGUAUGAGACUUAUUAUACCAGUCUUCAAUAGAUUUCUCCCAUCGUUCUGACAUUAGAGUCUAAGUUCAAAGAAAGUUCAGAAAUUAGUAGCCCGAUAAAUCUUUAGCUCACAUUACUUCGUACAUAGUGGCUCUCUGGCCUGACGUCACUUUUCGUUCUUUUGCUCAGAUUUAUCAGAAAACUUCUCCCUUAGUUUCCGAGAAUAAAUACUGCCUUCAGAUAUUAAGGUCUUUAUUCUAAAAAGUACUAUACAUGCUAGCAUUACAUCCUCCUGUAUUGUUUAUUAUAUAAAAAUU
Messenger RNA from Dendrobium catenatum, 5478 nucleotides. RefSeq names its product transposon Ty3-I Gag-Pol polyprotein. The transcript is spliced from 4 exons. Gene Ontology annotation, molecular function: nucleic acid binding; zinc ion binding. Lineage: Eukaryota; Viridiplantae; Streptophyta; Magnoliopsida; Asparagales; Orchidaceae. Bases 2533 to 4128 code for a protein of 531 amino acids. The record is from RefSeq and is a predicted model, not a curated record.